AUGAUUUUCACCACCAUCUCGGCCGCAGCGUCUAAGGAGGAAGUCCACGGACCUACAAGAAUCCAAGAGGCCAUCCACAUGGCUCAUCCUUUCGAUGCUUCGAGCAUGCAGCCUCCUCGUUCCGCAGGGUACAAGUUGGCUGGAACCGAAUCCUCGGGCUGCAACGAUCUCUUCGACCACUCCAUCCAGCCAUUAUCCUGCCCAGAGACGGUUCAACUAUGGAAUUGCUGUGCAUGCCGUGACGGUCCAACCGCAGUUGCACCGUCGUGCACUAACUGUGGACACUAUCGGUGUGGUGCAUGCCCAGUCAGCUAUGGCCCGAAAUGA
Molecule: messenger RNA, 327 nt
Organism: Eremomyces bilateralis CBS 781.70
Lineage: Eukaryota; Fungi; Ascomycota; Dothideomycetes; Eremomycetales; Eremomycetaceae
Exons: 1
Coding region: 1-327 (108 amino acids)
Source: RefSeq, a predicted model, not a curated record